AUGGUCGCGCCCUUGUCCCCGAAGCCGUCCACACCAGAAGUCCACAGCCUGUCACCACACAUACGGAAACUCCGGGAAAUCGAGGGUAAUGCUAAGCUUGCUAUUCUUAGCUGGAAUACCAGCGGUGUAGAGUUAGUCAUACCGUCAAAGCGCAAGGUUCCCGAAAUGCUAUCCGAUAGUGACGAUGAGGACAGUGACGACGAAAAGGAUCAAUCGCAAAUGCCCGCGUACGAUCCGAUCCAACAUUGCCGACCGAAGCUACCGAUCUACCACCCCGGCUUCAAACAAGCUGAAGAAGAUGCGCAAGCUAUCCUGCGCGUCUUCUUGGAAUUUUUCAAAGCCGCCAAGAACCGCGGUGUCGCUAGCGAAGACAUUACUUACCUCUGGAACGAGACCAUCAAGUACCGUGACAUUUCCUAUCAGGGGGAAACCCGCAUUGCUGUGACCGGAGACAGCGGUUCCGGAAAAUCAGCUCUGAUCAACAGUUUCCUCGGUGAGGAGCUUGUACCAGAAGGUGACGCUGGCGAGGCAGUUACGAAUGUGGUAACCGAAUUUCGGAAAAAGCCCUUGUCUAUGAACACCGGCGCAGUUCAGGCUGAAGUUCAGUUCUACUGCCUCGAAUACUGUAUUGAUAAUCUUGUGACCAAUUGGUUCACCAUUUGGUUCACUACCAGGCAGAAACUCAUUGACGACGAGGACAGUGUCGACGACAAGGAUCGAACGCUCCAAGAUGCUGCGUUGCAAUGCUUGAACCAACUCUUUGCUUCUCGCGUCGCACCCGAAAGCCUUGAGGGAUUUAUGUCGACAGGCAAGACUCUGGAGGACAACUCCGCUUUGAAGCAACUGGUACAAUGGACCGUUGAAAUCCAUCAACAGUUUGUACCCGACGGCGACUUAACUGUCCCCUUAACCUCCAGCACCCAUAACGAUAUGCGCGAACAACUUCGCGGGUUCCGCAUGAGAGAUGUUACCAACGCGCGUUACAAGGGAAAGAUACUUCGCUUCAGUACUUGGCCGUUUGUGGAGAUCAUACGCUACUACUACGACAGCCCCUUAUUGCUAGAUGGCAUAUGCUUCGGUGAUGUAGCCGGAAGCAAAGACAUUAAUAUUUUUCGUGUCACUGCUGCCAAAGCAUAUCUUCAGCAGUGUGAAAUGACAAUAGCGGUCGCUGAGAUCAAGCGCGCCACGACCGAUGGAGGCUUUCAAGAACACUACCUUGAGGCGCAUAGGAGACGACAUCAUGGUAGCGUCAUCCUAGUAGUGACUAGAACCGAUGAUCUAAACGAAGAGGGUACCAGUACUCUUCAGCUGGACGAUACCGCGGAAGAGAAAAUCGCACCUAUCGAAGAAAAGCUCAACGACUAUUCCAACGAGCUAGACAUAGUGGAAAAUCAAACAGAAACCAACAAGCUUGAGAUCAAGCGUAUCAAACUCAAGAUGAAUCAUGGCACUGCCACUGAUGGUGAACGUACUCGGUACGAUACGCUCCGUGCAGCUAACAAGAUCUCACUUGCGCGCAAGAAAGCCAUCAACCUUCUCAAGGAAUCUUUGGAGAAAGACAAGAGUACCGAGGCUAGAGUAGAGCACGUUACCAAGAUCAUCGACAAGGCUAUAAAGGAUAUCGAAACAUCAGUUCGUGCUGUUGCGAAAAGAUGCAUUCAGACAUUCCUGAAAGAACUCAUCGCUGCGAUAUCAAGUCACGAAUUGCAGAAGAAGUUUGACAGGAAUGCAAGGAAGAAGCUCGAAGAUUUGACCAAGAUGACCGCAGGCGCGUAUCACCAGAAGAAGCUGAACGUUCACCACGAUUUCAACGCUGCACUCUUGGAACCUGUAAAGUCAGCAAUCGAUGUCGCUUUCCGAAACGCCUUGGAUAAAGCACCCAUGGCGUUUAAAGCCCAGGCGGCACAGACGAUCAAGACCGGACUCAGUGAUUUGAACAAGCAGCUCAAAGACGAUCCUCAGGCUUUGGCCGGCAAAGCAUAUCAAAGCUGCUUCGCCAGUCGUCUAAUCGACCACGAAAAGAACAUCACUCUCAACGUAGAAACUGCGAGAAAGCGACUCCGCCAAGGGCUAAACACUAUUGGCCAAAAGGCCCUCAGCUCCGAAGACCAGGGCUAUAUAUACAAAGCCAUGGAGAGCAUCUACCCCGAAGCGUUUGCACAGACGGCGGGAAAAGGCCAGGUGCUCAGAAGAGUUCGCCACGCCUACCUCGAAGCUCACGUCACCAGUCUCGAAGGACCUUUUGCUGCGAUCGCCGAGCGGGUGGAGGAGGAUGCAACGAAGCUCAUCGAGAAGACCUGCGAUAGGCUGUGCGAAGAAAUUGUCAAAACCCUCAGGGAAAUUCGUACUGCAUUCCACAAGCAGAAGUACAAGAAGGAAAACAACACACCUGAGGGCCAGCGCUUCCUCAAGGAGCUGCAUGAGCUCGUUGAUGAAGCAAGGAGGAUUUUUGAAGGACCAGUGAACGAGUGUCUAAAGAAGUGCAAGGAGCAUAAGUGA
This is a messenger RNA of Alternaria arbusti, 2499 nucleotides long. RefSeq lists its product as uncharacterized. The transcript is spliced from 10 exons. Lineage: Eukaryota; Fungi; Ascomycota; Dothideomycetes; Pleosporales; Pleosporaceae. Bases 1 to 2499 code for a protein of 832 amino acids. The record is from RefSeq and is a predicted model, not a curated record.